Molecule: messenger RNA, 2045 nt
Organism: Leguminivora glycinivorella
Lineage: Eukaryota; Metazoa; Arthropoda; Insecta; Lepidoptera; Tortricidae
Gene: Brd7-9
Product: bromodomain-containing protein 7
Exons: 14
Coding region: 136-1815 (559 amino acids)
Biological process (GO): regulation of transcription by RNA polymerase II
Cellular component (GO): nucleus
Source: RefSeq, a predicted model, not a curated record
UUAGGCAAGCCCUAAUUAAAUUUUUGUAUUUUAUAGUUUAUAUUUAAUAGUUAAUCGAACUGUAUUCGGUGUGAUUGUUUUCAGUUACUAAUAAGUGUGUUUAGUUAGUUAAAUCUUUAAGCUUAAGUGUAAAUUAUGGAUGAACUGAGUUGUAAAGAAGUGAUGGAUAUGAGCGAUGUGGAUCAUUCUACAGAUGACCAUAAGGAUAUUGAUGAGAAACCAAAGAAAAAGAAGAGGAGACGCCGUGAGAUUGAUAUGAUCAAGCUCUCGGACGAUGAUGAAACUGACGAUGAAGGGGUGGCCAAGAAGGUGCAUCGCAGACUGAGUCCUGGUCCUAACUCUAGGGAGCCUCGUACUUGUGUACUUAAGGCUUCCCAAAAGCGUCGCCCCCUCUCCCGCCUCCUGGAACAGCUGCUCCGUAACCUGGAGAAGCGGGACCCUCACCAGUUCUUCGCUUGGCCGGUGAACGACAACUUCGCUCCUGGCUACUCGGAUAUCAUCCGAAGGCCUAUGGACUUCUCCACUAUUAAGCAGAAGAUAGAUGACAAUGAGUAUAAGUCGCUCAAUUGUUUUAUUAGCGACUUCAAGCUAAUGUGCAACAACGCCAUGAAAUACAACAAGGCGGGCACUGUCUACCAUAAGGCGGCCCGGAGGCUCCUCCACACCGGGCUCAAGCAGCUCACUCCGCAGAAGCUGAGGCCUAUGGGAGAUCUCCUCACAUACAUGUAUGAGAUACCCAUUAGGGAGCUCGGAUUUGAUAUCGGGAAGAUGGAUGUGCCUCUUAGGACGUACGGGCGAAAGAAGGUGCUGAAACGUUCGAGCCCCAUCAAGUCCGGGGGCUCAGAGGCCGAAGUGGUCUCAGACGGGGCUGAGAGGCCGGAUGGAGACUGUGUGAAGCUCCAGAUGGAGGCCGCUAGAGAGCAGCACCGCAGGAGGCUGGCUAAGAAAGCAUUCCCAAAUAUGGACGCCGAAGGCAAAACGACGCUCAACCUCGUCACAAAUACCGUAGACCCAACUACACCAGCGGAGGAGCGGCCUAUCACACUUGGACAGUAUAUUGGCAAGCUUACUCAAGGCACUGGCGCGUUGUAUGCUCCUCGUGAAGACCGCCGUAACUUAGUGAAAGGCGUGAAACCGCUGAACUACGGGCCUUUUAGCUCCUUCGCGCCUUCCUACGACGGCACCUUCGCUACGCUCACUAAAGAGGAGUCGCACCUGCUCUACCAUACUCUACCGUCGGAAACAGGACAGGGCAAUGAAGAGAUGCUCCGCUUUGCCCCGGACUCCCCUUGGAACCUGUUCUACGACAUGGAAGCGUUGUUCCCUGAUAAGAAGAAGGAACAAGAACAGUCCAGUCAAGAAGAGAAGGACAUAGCAUCACUGAAAGUAGACGUGGAACAGCUAAAGACGCUCUCUGAGUUGGGUAUAGACGUGGACUUCCUAAAUGAUGUGGAAGAGGAUAUAGCCGCUUCGCAACACGACUACGGAAUAGCUACGGCCUUGAAACACACCUGUGAGGUGCUGCAGAAACUUGAGAAAGAACAGAGAGAUCGACUGUCAACAACUCCGCCGUGGCACCUGGCUCUGGCCGCGCGCGCCGGCGCCAACGAGCGCGAGCUGGCGCGCCAGGCAGCCGGCUGGCUGCGCGGCAUGGCGGCUAAAGUUCCGCCCGCCGGGUUGGCUCCGCUGCAACGGAUUAGAAAAGCUAUGGGGGUUACUCUCGACCAUCUGGAUACUCCAAUGGCCGUAGACGACUUCGAAAUGGAACACGACCACGCCUCAGACCCGGACUCACGCUCUUCUCACGACAAAUAACUUAAAAACAAAAAAAAUCACGACAAAACACAAUUUAAGACGUAUUUAGAUUAAAAAAAAUGACUCAGACCUAGAAAAGAGCAUCGCACCUUCAACACCUCUGGUAUUUCGGGUGAACUAGGGUAGUUUUUUUUUAAAUAUGUCUUAUUUUGUGGUUUGUCAUCUUCAAAGACUCAUCUAUUAUUAUGAUUAAAAUAGUUAUUACUAAGCAAAUAAACUACAUACUAAAA